AUGAGCACUAUCGCGCAUGCAUCCACGACUACUGGGUUAGUCGAAGACUCUAAAUCUACCGUCAAGAGAUCAGGAAAUGUCACUUCAUUGAGCACCAACGUGCCAUCUUCCAACUUGACAACGAUAGAUACUAAUGGAAAUGUGUUCAAGGUUCCUGACUACACAAUCAAGGAGAUCUUACAAGCUAUUCCCAAGCACUGUUACGACAGGUCUUUGACCAGAUCAUUGGGUUAUGUGGUGAGAGAUAUCACCAUGAUGGUUUUGAUUGGAUACAUUGGACACAAAUUCAUUCCACAACUUGAGAUUUCCGGCCAUGAAACCGUUUCAACUGCACUUCGAGGUGCUGCUUGGAUGGUGCAAUCGUAUAUGAUUGGAUUGUUUGGAUUUGGGUUAUGGAUAUUGGCGCAUGAAUGUGGCCACGGUGCUUUUUCUGACUAUCCAAAAGUCAACGACUUUAUUGGUUGGGUUCUCCAUUCAUACUUGGUUGUGCCAUACUUUUCAUGGAAGUACAGUCAUGCAAAGCAUCACAAGGCUACUGGUCACUUGACCAAGGAUAUGGUAUUCAUCCCAUAUACAAAGGAAGAGUAUUUGAAAAAGAGUAACGUUGAGAAAGUUGAGGAUUUGAUGGAAGAGAGUCCAAUUUGGACUUUUGCCAUUUUGGUGUUUCAACAAUUGGGUGGCUUACAAUUCUACUUGGCCACGAAUGCCACUGGGCAAGAAUACAAGGGAACUACUUGGUAUGGUCGAUCACACUACUCCCCAACUUCACCUGUUUUUGAAAAAAGCCAGUACUGGAAUAUCAUCUUAUCUGACAUUGGUAUCAUUACUACAUUCACUGUUGUUUACCAAUGGUACAAGAACUUUGGAUUAUUCAAUAUGAUGAUCAAUUGGUUUGUUCCAUGGUUAUGGGUCAACCAUUGGUUGGUAUUUGUCACGUUCUUACAACACACAGACCCCACUAUGCCCCAUUAUACCGCCAAGGAGUGGACUUUUGCUCGUGGUGCAGCAGCUACAAUUGACCGUAAUUUUGGAUUCAUUGGGCAACACAUUUUCCAUGAUAUUAUUGAAACUCACGUUUUACACCAUUAUGUGUCUAGAAUCCCAUUUUACAAUGCAAGAGAAGCCACCGAAGCCAUCAAGAAAGUUAUGGGUGAACACUAUAGAUACGAAGGGGAGUCAAUGUGGGUCAGUUUGUGGAAGUGUCUUAGAAGAUGCCAAUUUGUUGACGACGAUAAGGAGGAUGCAAAGGGAGUGAUGAUGUUUAGAAACGUCAACGGACUCGGUGUUCAACCAAAGAACUAA
This is a messenger RNA of Lodderomyces theae, 1302 nucleotides long. It is a transcript of the gene FAD3, whose product is annotated as Fad3p. Lineage: Eukaryota; Fungi; Ascomycota; Pichiomycetes; Serinales; Debaryomycetaceae. The record is from RefSeq and is a predicted model, not a curated record. Gene Ontology annotation, molecular function: oxidoreductase activity. Gene Ontology annotation, biological process: lipid metabolic process. Bases 1 to 1302 code for a protein of 433 amino acids. The transcript has a single exon.